Messenger RNA from Mesorhabditis belari, 1386 nucleotides. The record is from the annotation of a GenBank genome assembly. NCBI's taxonomy places the organism in Eukaryota, Metazoa, Nematoda, Chromadorea, Rhabditida, Rhabditidae.
AUGGGUGAUCUCAGUGAAGAGCUUGUUCGGCAGUUUCAGGAUGUGUGUGCAGUUGAUGAUGCAAAAGCAAUUCAAUUUCUCCGACAUUGCGACGGAAAUCUGGAAGAAGCAGUACAGCUGUUCUUUGGCUCAGGCGGCACGCUAAGCGCAAGUUUUCAUGAUGAUGAAAACAACGCAAAUGAUGAGGUAGAACUUCGUCAACGGAAUGUGCGUUCUAGAUCUAUUCAAAAUGAGCGAACCGUUCGCCGCGCACAUUUUGGAAGGCCCGCGCCUGUUGGUUGGAUGCAAUGGUUUCGUACUCUCUUCACUAUGCCAAUGCAGUUUAUCUGGCACUCUUUCUGGGACUUGUUAGCGUUUUUCAUGGCGUUCUUCGAGAGUUAUACUCGACCAGCUGUAACGGAUCCAAUUGGUGAUAUAAAUGCUUUCCUAGAACAACAGUCUAGAAUACUUGCCGGCUCCCAAGUGCAAUUGCCUUUUUCGCAUGUCGCCUUUGCAGAAACGGCACGGCAAGCCAAGCAACAACUAAAGCCUCUUCUCGUUUACCUUCAUUCACAGAGAGAAGCGUCAACCCGUUUCUUGCGAGAUUCCUUGGCAUCACCUGAAGUUUCUCGUUUCAUAAACGAAUCAGAAUUUGUCUUAUGGGGAGCUGGCAACGAUCGACCAGAAGGAAAAAAUGUUGCGUUCAAUUUACGAGUUCACAGUUAUCCAUUUCUUGGUCUCUUGUAUUUUGAGAGCGGCAGAAUGCAUCUUGUUUUGAGACUCGACAAGCUUGUUUCCGCUCAGGAACUCUAUCAAAUUUUGACGGCAAAGUAUCAGGAGAUUCGGCCACAAAUCAUGGUUCAACGUUACGAAAAAGCUCAAAGAGAAGAAGAUACCCGUUUGCGUGAACAACAAAAUCGGGAAUAUGAGGAAAGUCAGCGGAAGGAUCGCGAAAAAGCGGAGCUUAGACGUGAGGAAGAAAAUCUGCGCCAACAAGCUGAAGUGGCAAAGCGUGAUGCCGAAGAAAAAACUCGCUUGCGGAAUGAGCAUUUGCGUGCUUAUCGAGCUGAUCUAGUUGAAAAGGGAGAAAAUACGCAAGGAAACAUUCGUGUUCAGGUACGUUACCCUUCUGGUGACAGAACAAUACUUCAACUUUUAAAAGAAACUAGCCUUGAUGAAGUAUUUGAUGCUAUUUAUCGACAAAAAGCCUGCCCAACUUACUUUUCUGUAGCAACGGUUAUGCCCCGAACGGUGCUGAAUCUAGCUCCAAAGUGGUAUGUCGAUUUGUGUGCAGAGAAUGAGCGCGAUGGAGGAUCACCGUUGAACGCUGAACCUGGCGAUGGAUUAACGGUGGAAAGCAUCGGGCUAGAAAAUGGUACCACGAUCAUGGUGCAAGAUUUGAACGCU